Paramecium sonneborni is the source of this 1476-nucleotide messenger RNA. NCBI's taxonomy places the organism in Eukaryota, Ciliophora, Oligohymenophorea, Peniculida, Parameciidae. The record is from the annotation of a GenBank genome assembly.
AUGUUUUUAUUUUUAUUCUUUACUUCUUGCAUUGCUAAAUACAUUUUUACUAAGGAACAUAGAUAAGUUCUUGGAUAGAUUAUAAUUUAAACAUAAUCAACAUUCUAAGAACAGAUCUUACUAGAUGAAAAAUUAGUAAUAUCGCUAACAAAUUACAAUUAAUAAAGAGCACCAUUAUUGAUAAUUUGCAAUGCAAACAUUACUUUCUCUUAAAUACCUGAUCUAAUAACUAUUCAAAGGUAAUUAAGUUAAAUUAUCUAUAGAUAAAAUUGUAUUGCUGACUUAAAUUCGUAUGAUUUAAAGAGAGUUAAGUAGCAAAUAAUUGUUGAGUAUAAAGAAGAAUAAAAGAGUUUUAUGAAUAUUAUUAUGUAAGAGAAGGAUAAGAUACCUUUUAUAAUGGUUUACUCAGAAGAAAAAAUGGAUUUUGACAUAAAUAUUCGAACUGAGAAAAAGUCAUCAUGCUUAUGGUAUAAAUAACUUAUUCAAAUUUAUUAGGGAAUGUAAGUAAAGUAGUAGUUGUAUUAAAGGUUAAUGUGCUUGUCAAGAAGGUUUCUUCGGGGAUGAUUGUAGCAUCAAUAUAUUACAAUUUUUAUCAAACGAUAAUUAUGAACAAGACAUAAUUUAUUAUAUCAAUGUUGUUAAAUCAGAAGUAAUAUAUUUCAUUGAUUUUAGGUUAUAUAAAUGAAUUUUACUGACAAAUCUAAUUUUUUAUUGUAUUGUUUAGCUUUUAAUCCUUAUAUUUAUCGAGGGAAGUUUUUUGUAAAAAAUUAUAUGGAACUUACUCAUUAAUAAUAAAUCGAUUGUAUAAAUGAAACAUAAAAGAUCAACAAAUAAUUUACUGUAUAAUUGCAGCCAUUAUAUUUGUUUAUAGCAUAAAAUUACACUAUAUACAAAUAUACUGAUGAUGAGAUAUUGGAUUAAUAUUCCAUCAUAUAUAUAAUAGUAUCAAUUGGAAUCUUUCUGCUAUUUUCUGUUGUUUAUUGUUGCUUUAAGUUUAGAAAAUAACCCAAAAGAAUGGAUAAUCUGAAUGAUGUAUAAAUUCAAAACUUUUAAAAAUGGACAUCAGAAAAAUUAAUUAAAAAAUUUUUGCCAAUAUAAUUAUAUGAUGAAUUAAUCAAAUAGUUUCCUGGACUUCUAGAUGAUGAUAUAUGUUAAAUUUGUUUAGAUUAAUACAAAAAGGAGGAUUAAGUCAGGGUAACUUAAUGUACUCAUUUUUUUCAUGUAGAAUGUAUUGAUUUAUGGAUAGAGAAAAAUGAAGUAAUAUUAUAAUAAUAAAUAUAUAAGAUUUGUCCAACAUGUCGAUCUUGCUUAAAUAUCGAAACAACAAAUAAAAUUACCCAAACAUGUUAAGAUAAUUGUAAUCAAUAAUUGAUUACUUGUUCUAAACAAAUAAUCUAUGAAUAAUCACAAAAUAACAUUAGACUUUAUGGAUUUAAAUAAUCCUGUCAUCCAACAAUUCCUAAAUAGACAUUAUGA